Emiliania huxleyi CCMP1516 is the source of this 1203-nucleotide messenger RNA. RefSeq lists its product as hypothetical. The record is from RefSeq and is a predicted model, not a curated record. Gene Ontology annotation, biological process: methylglyoxal biosynthetic process. Gene Ontology annotation, cellular component: cytosol. The transcript has a single exon. Gene Ontology annotation, molecular function: methylglyoxal synthase activity. Bases 1 to 1203 code for a protein of 400 amino acids. NCBI's taxonomy places the organism in Eukaryota, Haptophyta, Isochrysidales, Noelaerhabdaceae.
AUGUGCGCGAAAGAACAGAGGGCAACUCAGCCUAGGCCCGCGUCGCCGCUAAUCACCGCGCCAAACGCCGCGCCAAAGGUCCAUUCGCCGCCCACAAGCAGAGAGGCAACAACGCCGAACAUCCUUCAGUCGUCAAUCAAACGAGUCUCGGACUCGACUCGUUCCGUCCUCGCCUUCACCAACGAUGCCUUCGACCGGAUCGAGGCUGAGGCAUCGAGGCACCCGCGCCGCGCGAAGCUCAUAUUUGGGGCCGACAACCAACAGUCGCUCAAAUCCCUGUUUUCGGUCGAGAGGUCCCAUCGAUCCGAAAAGUCCGAAGUUGGAACCUCGAAGCUGGGUCCGUCCGACAUGCGCUCUCUCGCGCUAAUCGCCCACAACCACAUGAAGCCGGCGAUGAGGAUGUUUGUGGAGGAGCACGCCGAGACGCUCAAGCGUUUCCGCGUGACGGGCACCGCGUCGACGAUGGCGAUGCUGCGCACGGUCUUUGGCGAGGACGACGAGGUCGUCUAUGGCGCCGUGUGCUCCUCAGGGCCGCUGGGCGGGGACGCGCAAAUUGCGGCGCUAAUGUGCCUCGAAGACAUCGGCGCGGUUAUUUUCUUCACCGACCCGCUGAGCGCUCAUCCGCACCAGGCCGACGUGGACUCGCUCAUCCGACUCAUCAACGUGCACAACGUGCUGCACGCGACCAACCCCACCUCGGCAGAGGGGCUCAUGCACCUCCUCAAGACGGCGGUGGAGCGCAACGAGCCCGAGCGCAUCCCCUCAUUCUUCUUCACCAUCCAGUCCCCCGCCGUGCCAGAGUACCAGGCGCAGCAGGCCGCCGUCAUCCAGGCGGCGUCGAAAAUCCAGACGCCAGAGGGUGAGCCGUCGUGGGCGUCACACUCGGGACAUUCGAGACAUUCGAGCGCGGCUGUGCCCGCGCCUGGCACCCUUCGGCCAUCGUCGGCCGAGAAGAUGUCCAUCGCCAAGCACGUCUUUAAGCAGGGGACCCUCAAGUACCUGAGCGCUUCUUCGGAGCGCUCGCUGACGAGCGUGCCCGAGGCUGAGUCACUCGACGAAGAGGUUGCCCGCGUUCGGGAGUCGCACACCCCCUCCGCAGGUAGCACGAGCACCCCGUCGCCUGACGCGGCGCCUGGCGGAGGCAAGCCGAAGAGGCGCGCCAGCAAAGUGAUGCCUAAGAUCGGAGCCUGCAUCAUUGGCUGA